AUGGAAGGCGACGCAGCAGCGAGGCCCAAUUUUGGCCCUGGCCUGCAAGGCCCUCAAGGCCUUCCCAUGGCGGUUGCCUGGCCCGAGGUGCAAGAAGUGCCCCAGCUCGCCCCAGUGCCGGUGCCCGCAUCGAGCUCACAGACAGAGCUUCCAAUGUGGGGCGAGGACUGGGCACGAAGAAGACCGCAGCGGGCCCCCAGGCUAGCCACGGACAGCAUUUACAAUGCUCAGCCUUCGAUUUCUGAGCUGCACCCGGCAGUGUACCCUUUCACACGGGCCUCGACAGAGGGAGUCCACCCUGCAGCUCCGUGCGGCGAUAUUCCUAUUCCCGGGCUCGCCGCACGUCUCGCAGCCCACCGACUUCCCGGCAGCCCUGGAAAGGGAAAGAAUGCGGACCGCCUGAGCCUGGACGACCCG
This is a messenger RNA of Symbiodinium necroappetens, 417 nucleotides long. The record is from the annotation of a GenBank genome assembly. NCBI's taxonomy places the organism in Eukaryota, Dinophyceae, Suessiales, Symbiodiniaceae.